AUGAGAUUCAAUUCCGCCAGCCUUGGCUUUAUUUUAGCCGUUGCCCCAUCGGUUGUUCUUUCAAGUCCGAUGGCUCCAUUUUUGGCAAGGAGAUACGACAACUCUUCCAUUAUUGAAGUUACCAACUCCAGCUCUUUGACCACCACUUCUACCCUUACUGCAACUCACUAUGUGACCUUAGCAGAUGGAGAAACCAGCACUUACGAGGACACUUACCCAACCACCAUCACUAGUGCUUCAUCUCAGUCUUCGUCAGCAGCCUCAGACUCAUCAGAGAAUGCGGCUUCCGACAAUGAUAAGGAAGAUGAUAGUGUUGCUUCCCUUGAAACUUCUUCGUCUUCCGAUAUAUCUUCGAUAUUCUCAAGUUCGAGUGCUUCAUACUGUGAGCCAACAACUGUCACCGUUACUGUUGGUUUGAAUAGCAGCAAUGCGGUUCCUGUCACUUUGACCUCGUUCUCAACUCAGAUAACAACUUUGACCAUCCCAGUUACUGCCGUUGUCACUGCUACUGGCACAGAUGGCUCUCUAACAAAUGCCACUGCCACCACUGACGUCACCACGGUUUUGAACAACGUUGUUUCAAGCGAGUACACCUCGUAUUACCAGGCUAGCGGCUCCGAAUACACCACUAACUUAAGGGAGACUGUUUACCAAACCGUCACUGUUACAUCUUCAGCUUACGGUAACGGUACUGCCAGUUAUUACUACUCGCCUGCCACCGGUAUCUGA
Brettanomyces bruxellensis is the source of this 729-nucleotide messenger RNA. RefSeq lists its product as uncharacterized. The coding region runs from base 1 to 729 and encodes 242 amino acids. The record is from RefSeq and is a predicted model, not a curated record. NCBI's taxonomy places the organism in Eukaryota, Fungi, Ascomycota, Pichiomycetes, Pichiales, Pichiaceae. The transcript has a single exon.